Sebastes umbrosus (honeycomb rockfish) is the source of this 649-nucleotide messenger RNA. Its product is annotated as protein NATD1-like. The coding region runs from base 96 to 485 and encodes 129 amino acids. The transcript has 3 exons. The record is from RefSeq and is a predicted model, not a curated record. Lineage: Eukaryota; Metazoa; Chordata; Actinopteri; Perciformes; Sebastidae.
UGAGCAUGUGGCUUCCUCUAGUGGUCACUCUGUACUACUACUACUACUACUACUACUACCUGCUGCUCAGUAUUACGUGUCUUUUUCAUGUAUAAAUGGCCUAUAACAUAUUUUCCAGACUCACUGCGGUAACUCUCCGACUGAAGUCUCAUCCGGCCGCCUUCAGUGCGUUGAGCUCCGGCUGCAGUUUGACGGUGCAACAUGACCGACAGAACCGGCGCUUCACCGUCGCUCCGGGCAGCGGGGCUGGUGACCAUGACUGUGCGGUGCUGCUCUACAAAUUCACUGGAGAGAAGGAGGUGGAUCUGAUAUCAACCUAUGUACCAGAGAUAUUUAGGGGCCAAGGUGUUGCUGCACUGCUGUCACAGGCUGCCAUGGACUUCCUGGUUGAAGAAAACCUCAAGGCUCAUAUCUCCUGUUGGUAUAUAAAGAAAUACAUCGAUGACAACCCGCUACAACUUUAUAAAGAACUUGUCAUCACUUGACUACUUUGUCUGGUACAGCCUAAUGCUACCUCAAAUCAACCACAACCUCAUGUAUCUUACUGUACAGCGCUACGGAGGUCUAAUGGAGGAUGUAAGACAUAAGACGUGAUUAAACCCAUUAAAGUUAGGCACAGUAUAAUUCAUAAUAUGUUAAAGAGACAUAC